Diorhabda carinulata is the source of this 1014-nucleotide messenger RNA. It is a transcript of the gene lwr, whose product is annotated as SUMO-conjugating enzyme UBC9-B. The record is from RefSeq and is a predicted model, not a curated record. Gene Ontology annotation, biological process: protein sumoylation. The coding region runs from base 106 to 588 and encodes 160 amino acids. Gene Ontology annotation, molecular function: SUMO conjugating enzyme activity. Lineage: Eukaryota; Metazoa; Arthropoda; Insecta; Coleoptera; Chrysomelidae. Gene Ontology annotation, cellular component: nucleus. The transcript has 3 exons.
CGGAAUAUAUAGGUACGUGUGUCUACUGUGAUUUGUGGUUCUACUAACGAUAUUUUGAUAUUUCUGAAAUUCUUCUUCAUAAAAUUAUUUAAAAACAUAUCUGGAAUGUCAGGAAUAGCAGGUGCUCGGUUAACAGAAGAAAGAAAAGCAUGGAGGAAAGACCAUCCAUUUGGGUUUGUUGCCAGACCUUCCAAAAAUGCAGAUGGUACUCUUAAUUUAAUGAAUUGGGAGUGUUCUAUUCCUGGCAAAAAGGGAACUCCGUGGGAAGAAGGACAUUAUAAAUUAAGAAUGUUAUUUAAAGAAGACUACCCUACAAGUCCACCAAAAUGCAAAUUUGAACCGCCAUUAUUUCAUCCAAAUGUUUAUCCAUCAGGGACUGUAUGUUUGUCAUUGCUCGAUGAAGAAAAAGACUGGAGACCAGCUAUAACUAUUAAACAGAUACUUUUGGGUAUUCAAGACUUGUUAAAUGAACCAAAUGUAAAAGAUCCCGCACAGGCUGAAGCAUAUACCAUCUAUUGUCAGAAUCGUUUAGAAUAUGAAAAGAGAGUAAGAGCUCAAGCACGAGCCAUGAGUCAUCAAGAAAGUUAAGUUUUGAUUGGCUUAAUGGAAUUAUAUAUGAACUUUUGUCUUAUCUUAUUUUAUAUUUCUGGUUAAGUCUUAUUUUGUAAUAGCUGACAAUACAUUUCACUCAAAAUUUAAUAUAUUUAGAUUGCCAUCAAUUAACUCAAACCAGACCAAAAUUGUAAAAAUUACAACAACUAUUGUCCUCCAUACAAAUAUUGGGGUUUUAUUAAGAAUAUAUUGUAUAUUUGUCUUUUAUUAUAACUAAAAUUUGCCUGUUCGAAAAUACUUGAUGAAGAUAAUAAAAAAAAAUGCGAAGUAUAUCUCUUUUUGUUAUUUCAUCAUGUAUAAAUAAUAGAAAUCAUUUUGACCAAUACAUCAAUAGCAGUAAACGAAAAUAAUUCAAUUUUAAAUUAUUAAACUUGAUGGAAUAAAUAAUUUAAUAGAUAAAAA